GACUUUUCAAGGUGGAAGCGUCAGUGUCAGCAAGCAUCUUUCUCCUGCUUGUUUUUCUUUCAACUCUGUGAAUCUAAAUGGCUCUGCAAAUGAGUUUUGCCAUUUUUCAUCAUCUCCUACUACUAACAAUUCUGUUACCAUUUUCCUUUGUUGCUCAAACUGUUGGAAAUUUCCCUGUGGGUGCAGCCCUUACUGCGGGUGGUGGAGCCUCUCCAUGGUUGUCUCCUUCUGGGGAUUUUGCAUUUGGGUUUCAACAACUUGAAAACAAGGAUUUAUUCCUACUCUCUGUCUGGUGUGAGAAGAUUCCUGAGAAAACCAUUGUUUGGUAUGCAAAUGGAGAUAAUCCUGCUCCAAGUGGAUCAAAGGUAGAGCUGACUGCUGACCACGGGCUUGUGUCUAGAAAUCCUACAGGUGAACAAAUUUGGAGCUCCAACAUCACUAACGGCCAAGUUUCUCAUGGUGUUAUGGAAGAUAAUGGCAACUUUGUUCUUCAAAAUGGAAGUCAUGGUGUGUUAUGGCAGAGCUUUGACCAUCCUACGGAUACAUUUUUGCCUACUCAAUCAUUGGAGAUUGGCGGUGUGCUCUUUUCUAGACGAACGGAGACAAACUUCUCACAGGGAAGGUUCCAGUUGCGUUUGCUUGAAGAUGGAAAUCUUUUGCUUAAUCCCAUAAAUUUGGAAACCAAAUUGGCUUAUGAUGCAUACUAUGUUAGCAGAACCUCUGACACCAGAAAUUCUUCAAAUUCUGGUUAUAGAUUGGUCUUUGACGCUGCAGGCGGCUUGUACAUAUUGAAAAGGGGCGGUGACGGAUUUUUCCUCUCAACAGUGACCGUACCGUCUUCAGACUUUUAUCAGAGAGCAACUCUCAAUUUUGAUGGUGUUUUCGCCCAGUAUUCUUACCCGAAAAGGUCCACAGGAAGUACAAAUUGGAGCACUAUUUUCACUCAACCGGAAAAUAUUUGUACUGCAAUUAAUGGAACUUUGGGUAGUGGAGCUUGCGGAUACAACAGCAUCUGUAGCCUUAAUGAUAAGCAAAGGCCAGCCUGUACCUGCCCGCAGGGGUUUUCCCUGCUUGAUUCGAACGAUGAGCAUGGAAACUGCAAACCAGAUUCUGAAGUAGGCUGUGAAGGAGAUUGGCUUAGUUCCAUGGAAGAUUCGGUUGAUUUUGUUGAGCUUAAUAAUACUGAUUGGCCAAAAUCUGAUUAUGAGCUGCUUAGGCCUUCCAGAGAGGAGGAAUGCAGAAAUUCUUGUUUGCAUGAUUGUCUAUGUGCAGUUGCAAUUUUUAGGCGCAGUAGCUGCUCGAAGAAGAAGCUACCACUCUCGAAUGGAAGACUCGAUAGAAGUGUUGAUGGGAAGGCUUUUGUCAAAAUUAAAAAAUAUAAUUCUCUUCCAGGCGAGAGGAAAAGCUGGAGGGCUGUAAUCAUCGCAGAAUCUGUUCUCUUGGGUAGCUCUGUGUUUAUCAACUUUGUGUUUUGUCUCAGGUUUUUCUUCUACCUAAGGAAACUUAGAAAAAAUGGCCAGGGAAGGAUCUCUGUGGAAACAAAUGUGCAUUGUUUUACAUACAAAGAGCUUGCAAGAGCUACAAAUGAUUUCAAGCAAGAACUUGGAAGAGGGGCAUUUGGUGUUGUUUACAAGGGAGAGAUGCAAAUAGGGUCCAUUAGUGCAAUCGCUGUCAAAGAACUGAACGAUUUGGUUCAAAAUGGUGAGAAAGAAUUCAAAACUGAAGUACAUGUUAUUGGACGGACACAACACAAGAAUUUGGUUCAAUUGAUAGGAUUUUGUGACGAGGGACACCACCGUUUGUUGGUGUAUGAAUAUUUGAGCAAGGGCACCUUAGCACAAAUGCUCUUUGGAAAAUCAAAGCCCAGUUGGAGCCUAAGAAUUGAAAUGGCCUCAGGGAUUGCAAGAGGACUUCUGUACCUGCAUGAAGAGUGCAGCAACACCCCUAUCAUUCAUUGCGAUAUAAAGCCUCAGAAUAUACUAAUUGAUGAUAAAUGCAAUGCUCGGAUAUCAGAUUUUGGAUUGUCAAAACUUUUGAUGAUGGAUCAGAGCCACACUCGCACUACCAUUAGGGGCACAAGAGGGUACAUUGCGCCAGAAUGGUUUAUGAGGACACCUAUCACUGUGAAAGUUGAUGUGUACAGCUUUGGUGUCACGUUGCUGGAAAUUGUUUAUUGUCGAAGAAGUGUUUAUACAGAAACUGAUGGUGAGGAGAUGAUUCUGAUUGAUUGGGCUUAUGAUAGCUGUAGGGAAGGAACACUUCAUAUCUUGGUUGAAGAUGAUGUCGAUGCCAUGAAUGACCGAGAGAACCUAGAGAGGCUUGUGAAGAUUGCAAUUUGGUGUGUUCAAGAGGAUCCAUCUCUUAGACCAACCAUGAGGAAGGUGUUGCAAAUGCUUGAAGGAGUUGUUGAAGUUCCUAUUCCCCCAAAUCCUUACUCCUUUAGUGCUGAUUGUUGAAGCGAGUAAUAUAUAUAUAUAUAUAUAUAUAUAUAUAUAUAUAUAUAUAUAUA
This is a messenger RNA of Hevea brasiliensis (rubber tree), 2509 nucleotides long. RefSeq names its product G-type lectin S-receptor-like serine/threonine-protein kinase RLK1. The coding region runs from base 78 to 2456 and encodes 792 amino acids. The transcript has a single exon. Gene Ontology annotation, molecular function: ATP binding; protein serine/threonine kinase activity. Lineage: Eukaryota; Viridiplantae; Streptophyta; Magnoliopsida; Malpighiales; Euphorbiaceae. The record is from RefSeq and is a predicted model, not a curated record. Gene Ontology annotation, biological process: protein phosphorylation; recognition of pollen.